Ricinus communis (castor bean) is the source of this 1951-nucleotide messenger RNA. RefSeq names its product 3-hydroxyisobutyryl-CoA hydrolase-like protein 5. The record is from RefSeq and is a predicted model, not a curated record. Gene Ontology annotation, biological process: L-valine catabolic process. NCBI's taxonomy places the organism in Eukaryota, Viridiplantae, Streptophyta, Magnoliopsida, Malpighiales, Euphorbiaceae. The transcript is spliced from 16 exons. Gene Ontology annotation, molecular function: 3-hydroxyisobutyryl-CoA hydrolase activity. Bases 466 to 1641 code for a protein of 391 amino acids.
AAUAGUCCACCUAAAACAAAUCCCCCACUCCUACUAACAACUAUCAUACGUUAACCUACUAAUCAUAUGUAAGGAAGAAAAAAAAAAAGAAAACAUUAGCCAGUUGUUACCCCAAAAAAUUUGGGAAGUGGGAGAGUUGGUUGGGUAGUUGGAGGAGAGAUGAGUGGUGAUAAUGAAGAAACAAGUGUAAGAGACGGCGGUAGGUAAAACAGAGGAAAGAAGCUCAAUCACUAGAUAGACAUGUCUACCCUCUCUUUCUCUCUUUUUAUUGAGAGCUACCAAACCACUAGCAAGUAGCAACAACCUACUACCCUGCUACUUCAUUCUACUACAUUUCUUUAUUUAUAAUUUCAUUCUACUUGUUCACAGCCUGGUUAAUUCUUUAACUAAAGAUUUCUUUUCUUAUUUGUUCCUUUCUCUGCUCAUUUCUUUCGCUGAAAUCACUAAAUCACCGAAUCAUUUUAAAUGGCUCAAGAAGUAGUGAACCCAGAAGAGCAGGUUGUUCUUGGAGAAGAAAUAAGCCAUGUGAGGCUGAUCACUUUGAACCGGCCCCGUCAACUGAAUGUUAUUUCAUCCAAAGUGGUUUCUCUGCUGGCAGAUUUUUUCGAGAAAUGGGAGAAAGAUGACAAUGCGGAGCUUAUAUUAAUCAAGGGUGCUGGUCGAGCAUUUUCUGCUGGCGGAGAUCUAAAAAUGUUUUAUGAUGGCCGGACAUCAAAGGAUUCUUGCCUUGAUGUGGUUUAUAGAAUGUAUUGGCUUUGUUAUCACAUCCAUACAUAUAAGAAAACCCAGGUUGCUCUUGUUAAUGGAAUCUCAAUGGGAGGCGGUGCAUCUUUGAUGGUUCCAAUGAAGUUUUCAGUUGUCACUGAAAAAACAGUGAGCGUUUUUGCAACUCCGGAAGCAAGCAUUGGAUUUCAUACUGACUGUGGUUUCUCAUACAUGCUUUCCCAUCUCCCUGGAAAUUUGGGAGAAUUCUUAGCUUUAACUGGAGCAAGGCUGAAUGGUAAGGAAUUGGUUGCUGCUGGACUGGCAACCCACUUUGUUCCUUCUGAGAAAAUGCCUGAGCUAGAGAAACAUCUGAUCAGCUUGAACUCUGGUGAUGAAAAGGCAGUCAAAUCUGUUUUAGAAGAAUUCUCCAUCGAUGUUCAGCUCGAGAAAGAAAGUAUUUUGAACAAGCUAUCAAUAAUUGAAAAGUGCUUUUCUAAGCAUUCUGUGGGGGACAUCAUCAAAACAUUUGAAGCUGAGGCAGGUAACGAGGGCAAUGAAUGGAUAGGAUCGGUACUGAAAGGGUUGAAAAGAUCAUCCCCUACAGGAUUGAAAAUCACACUUAGAUCGAUCCGUGAAGGAAGGAAGCAGGGAUUGGCUGAAUGUCUUAAGAAAGAAUUCAGACUAACAAUGAACAUACUCCGGACCACAAUAUCUGCAGAUGUUUAUGAGGGUAUCAGGGCUCUCACCAUUGACAAGGAUAAUGCUCCUAAGUGGGAUCCACCAACAUGCGAUAAAGUGGAUGAUGCAAAAGUGGAUUUGGUAUUUCAGCCAUUUAAAGAGGAUUUGGAGCUUCAGACUCCAGAAAUAGAAGCCUGCAGGUGGGGUGGCAAAUACGAGAAUUCAUCCUAUGCAACAUUGAAGGUGACACAACAAUAAACGCCUAUUCACAAGCAUGUUCUUUGAAAUUAUCUACGAAUUCUGCAAGCACUUGCUUGUAGCAAUUGUCUAAUAUCAGGCACCACUGAUGAGCAUUUCACGACUCUAGUUUUGCAUGCUCUGCUUUAUUUUUCUCCUUGAGAUACUGUUACUCAUACUUAACUGAAAGUGCAACUUCAGUAUAUAAAUCUUUACUUAAUAGUGGUGGGACCGUUAAAUGAUCUGUCCUGGAAGCUUCACAACAAACUUGGAAAUUAGACUGUUGAACAAAUUAGUACAUAAUAUUUUAACAGUUAUUUCCGCUUGAUCA